This is a messenger RNA of Gamsiella multidivaricata, 2877 nucleotides long. RefSeq lists its product as uncharacterized. Gene Ontology annotation, cellular component: nucleus. Gene Ontology annotation, biological process: regulation of transcription by RNA polymerase II. NCBI's taxonomy places the organism in Eukaryota, Fungi, Mortierellomycota, Mortierellomycetes, Mortierellales, Mortierellaceae. The transcript is spliced from 5 exons. Gene Ontology annotation, molecular function: DNA-binding transcription factor activity, RNA polymerase II-specific; RNA polymerase II cis-regulatory region sequence-specific DNA binding. The record is from RefSeq and is a predicted model, not a curated record. The coding region runs from base 187 to 2736 and encodes 849 amino acids.
CUUUUCUGCCUUUUCUGCCUUUUUUUUCUUUCUCCCUUCUCUCUUCUCUUUUCUGUCCGUAAAAAAACAACAAAAAACCAUAAAAACCCCACCUCCUUCACUUACCAAGUCUUCAUUCUUUCCUUUCCUCCAACCUCGCCUUGAUUCUGUGUCGAAACACGCUCCUCGUCCCACUUUCAACGACAUAUGACGAAACUGGAGCCCAGCAACCCAAUGCCUUCUUCCAAAGGCAGCAACAAUCAGUGGUCGCAGCCCAUCCACGAUGCCUCCGCCACCUCACUCAACUACCCUCCUUAUUCGUCAAGCUUUCCAGGGACCUCCCAAGGUGUUUCCAGACCAUCAGUUCCUGGACAUAAUGCGGCCACGUCCAUGAUGACAGGCUCAGGAGCUGGCACAGGAGGCGCACCAACACUCUCCCCUUCGCUGCCUCCGCCGCAAGGGUAUGCGCAGCAUGAUCCAUCCUCGCACUACAGCUCGUACCAGCAACAGCCGUACCAAUACUAUACGCAUCAGCAGCACCAACAACAGCAGCAACAGCAGCAGCAACCGGCGUCUUAUCCUUAUCACUACAGCUUCUCCUCAGGAGGAUCCGCCAUGACCCCAUCUUCGUCCUCAUACUCUUCUCCAACGCAUGCCCACACUAGCCUCUCUAGCUCUCCUCCUCCGGCGUCCUCGGCUGGUCCAAGCCUUGGUUCAAUGGGAGCCCUGCUCUCUCCAAAGUCUGACUUUGCGGGACAGGACAGUCAUUAUCACAUCAACAAUACCAAUAGCAACCAGCCAUACCCAUACCACCAUCCCGCUAAUGCCCUCACGAAGGAAAGCCCGCGAAACAGCAAUAGUGGUCCCGGCAAGAAAUCGCGGUCUCAGUCAGCAGCCUCUGCAAGUUUUCCCAGUCUCUCAACAGGCGCGUCAACGACCUCUAUCCAUGCGAUCGCCUCGGCCACAGCCACAAAUAUCAGAGGUGGCACUACUGCUAUUGCUGCCAACAUGUCCCCCCCAACCUCAAGCAUCUCGUCCGUGUCCGCUGCCUCGCCCCCUUCUUCGGUAUCAUCGCCAACGAGCCCGAAAAAGAAGGGGAGCCAGGGUGUCAAGAAGAGCCCGUCCUCAUCUAUGGGGAUGGAUGGUCUUCCAUCAAAGCACCCCAAGCCCACGCAGUCGUACUCAUUCCUUAUCACGACAGCGAUCCUCGAAAGCCCCAACAAGCAAUUGACGCUAAACGACAUUUAUGAAUGGGUCAUGGAGCAUUAUCCGUGGUACCGCACCGCCAUCAAUGGCUGGAAGAAUUCGAUUCGCCACAAUCUAUCCCUGAACAAGGCCUUUAUGCGCGUGCCGAGACCACCGAGCGAACCCGGCAAGGGCUCCUACUGGAAACUGGAUCCUAAUCAUCAACCCAACGCGGAUGGCAGUCAUGGCGGAAUCCCGGGUGCAGGAGGACUAGCAGGCGCCAGUGCAGGAGCAGGUGGUGGGACAACUCGGACGAGCAAGGGCUCGCGACGUUCCAGUGCCGCGAGAGGGGCCGGUAGACGGGCCAUGAGCGAUCCUAACUCUCAGCCACUGUCGCUGCCUGGACCGACGGCGCAACCAGGAUCUCAUGGUAUACCCGAUAUUCCUCUUGCGCCUGUGUCAGUCCUCAGCAAGCGAAGUGGAAAUGAUGCCGACCCGUAUCUGUUCAAAAUGGGGGCCCAUCCAGCCUCGACCAUCAUGACCGGGCCAACUACCUCGUCUUCUGUCAACAGGCGACAUUCCCAUCUAUUGAGCCAUGAUCACGAUUACACGUCUCAGCAGGCACAACAGAUGCCAUUUCAGCAGCAGCAGCAGCAGCAUUCGGACCACCAAUCUGGACAGUAUUCAUUUGGCCUCAGUGGCCUGAACGCGCAACAGCAACAGCACGGAGCGUUCUUCUCGCCGACUUCGCCAGCUGGUCAGGGGUCUGGCGGGGACUUUGGGCCUUCGGCAUCGUUUUAUUCGAGCGGGGCGCCACCGAGUCUGAACGAUACCAACAUGAUGGAUUCGAGCUCGGAUUCGUCGUCCUUUUCUCGGUUCUCCAAUCAGGGGCUGUACUUCCCACCGGGCACUGGAGGUACCUCAACUGGGAUUCCGUCGCUUUCUAGGCCACUAUCAGUUGGCAGCCAUGGAGCCCAAGGCGCAUUCGCAUCAGCGUAUGGAGGAGCAGCAGGGGUAGGAAGUAGCGGAGCCACCGGCAGUGGCAGUGGGGGCCAUGGCUCCCAUGGCUACGGCGGUGUGGGCCAGCAGAGCGGAGGCGCAGGCGCACCCUUUCAUGCUAGCUCAGCAGGCUAUGGAUUCUCACCAUUCAAUCGAAGCAACAGUGGUCCCAGCGGUGGCGGUGCAGGAACGACUUCGAAUUAUCGGGCUCCAGGCGAUUACGGAUCUGGAUCGCCUGCAGGGUAUAGCAGCACUACAAGCUCAGGCCCACGGUCCGGGUCGGUGGUGGGCUUUUCGUCCUCGAUGGGAUCGUCGAUCAUGGGCUCUGCCACAUCUGCACCUCCAACAUCAGGGUCGUUUUCAAUGUCACAGGGCUUUGUGUCGAACGCGGCUAAUGUGAUGAGCAACCCGAUGUCGCCUGGUGGUAGUGCUUCAGCAUCGGCAGCGACAUCUUCAGCAGGCUCGGCGGCGCCGGGCUCUUCGCGAGCGCCCUCGAGCUCAAUCACGAUACCCCAAGAACCGCGCAAUUCGAACAUAUCUGGAGGCGGUGGCGGAGGCGGCAAUGGCUGGUGAAAAUUUUUUAAUAUCUUUUUUAUCGAUUUCUUUGACGACAUGAUGGAUACCAAUUGAAGGGGGAGGAAGUUUUGGUUAUUAUUCUACUUAAUGAUGACAACAAGAAAAAGUAUUUAUUCGACAACAAUAACGAUAACGAAC